Molecule: messenger RNA, 5013 nt
Organism: Mizuhopecten yessoensis (Yesso scallop)
Lineage: Eukaryota; Metazoa; Mollusca; Bivalvia; Pectinida; Pectinidae
Product: mitochondrial import inner membrane translocase subunit TIM16-like
Exons: 5
Coding region: 178-570 (130 amino acids)
Biological process (GO): protein import into mitochondrial matrix
Cellular component (GO): TIM23 mitochondrial import inner membrane translocase complex
Source: RefSeq, a predicted model, not a curated record
UCACUGCGGAACGCUACACUCACGAUCAUACAUCCGGUUUCUGAUGGCAGUAUCCUUCAACAUGCUUUCGCAAGGAUAAGACCCGAAAGUUUGGACAGAAAUCUGAAGAAGUUUAAAAAGAGGAGAGCACAUUACUACACGAGAUACUUUCAAGGUCAUUGAAGCUUACAGAGGAUAAUGGUGCUAAAAAACAUCAUCCAGGUUGCCCUAGCAGGUGCCCAAGUAGUGGGCAAAGCGUUUGGCAGAGCUCUCCAAUCAGAGAUUCGAGCUAGUCAGCAGGCUGCCCAGAGACAUGGGGGUGGCAAGGAAGGCCGCAGAAAGGCUGCCGCAGACACGUCUACAGGAAUGAGCUUACAGGAAGCCACACAGAUACUCAAUGUAUCCGAAACAGACGGUCAUGAGGAAAUACAGAAAAGCUACGAUCAUUUAUUCAAAGUUAAUGACAAGUCUGUCGGAGGAUCAUUUUACAUACAGUCUAAGGUUGUGCGUGCGAAGGAAAGGUUAGAUGUAGAACUCAGAAAAGAAGGCCAAUCACCGCCGCCGCCACCACAAUCAGAGGAGAAAUCUUGAUCCAGGAGAAUCUAGGGCGUGUGAGAGGGAGUGUUAAUUUGUGUGUUUGAGAAAAUAAUUGGGGUGAAUGUGCGACAGAUUUUAUAUAUGUUUAGUGGAUGUUGUACGAAUGUUUAUCUGAUUCAACAGUCAUCUAACAAACUGAAUAGUUACACCUUGGUAUGCCACAAGUCGUCUAAUGAGACAGAGGAAUUACAAAAUAAUUCUUCAGUAGAAUAAAUUUCAUAUGAAAUGAAUAUCAAAUCCACAAGUGUAUUGUAAAGUUCUAGGUUUUAUCUAGGACCGUCAUAAUGAAAUUGUCUGCAGGAAAAUACAUUUUCUAUAAAAUAUCACAAGAGCUGGAACUUCUAUUAUGCAGUAAUUGGUCACUUUUCUGUUGUUGUGUUCUUCUGUGAUUUGCAUUAGUUGUUUUAAGUUAAAUUACAUGUAUACAUGUAUAUGUAAUUCACAAAAAAAUAUUAUUGUAUAAAAAGAAUAUUUGGUAUAUUUGCUUUCAGUCUUGAUUCAAAUGAAAUCCUCCACCCUGUUCCCUACGAUACACUACAGUGUAGGAUCUGACUUGGGGUCAGGUGAACAUAACUCUGACAAGAAGGUGUGUCUGUAACUAGAACUUCAUUAGAAAGCCCCAUUUAAUUGAGGGGCUCCAUGACCUAACCACACUGCUGUCAGUAUUAUUGUUUUGGUUGGUGAUUUAAAGUCAUGGAUUUUGACCUGAAGUUAAAGAGAACUUCUUUCAAUAUUCUCAAACUGCGUUAGAGGGCUUGAGAACAAUAAAAAUAAAGCAGCCAAUAUUUAUAAACACCUGUACACACAGUAUAAGAUAUAUUGAUGUGUGUGGUGUUUUGUGAAGUAAGAUAAGGGAGAUGUUUGAUUUCUACUGUACAUGUGCACAAAUAAUGAGUGAAUUUCUGAAUUAACAUAGUCAUUAUGUAGCUGAAACUGAUGUCUGUUUAAUAAAAACAAAAAAUAUUACUCAAGUCAGCUGUAACAAAGGGAUACCAUUUGUUUUGUGGAAUGCAGGGAAAAAAAUAUUGGUAUGUACAGGGUCACAGUGCCAUCCUGUCUCUUGUCAUACUUUUAUUUCUAGAAUAGCCAUCAGAUAAUUAAUUGAAAAUACAUAAUUAUUUCCUUUUCCAUUGCGAUUUCAUAAAUACACCAGUACUUUUCUGUCAUUACAUAUACAACUUUCGAAGAAUUUACACUCAUUUUAUAGUCACCUACUUCUCGCUGCCCGUACAAAAGUAUAUUACCUAGGGUAUAUAGUCACCUACUUCUCGCUGCCCGUACAAAAGUAUAUUACCUAGGGUAUAUAGUCACCUACUUCUCGCUGCCCGUACAAAAGUAUAUUACCUAGGGUAUAUAGUCACCUACUUCUCGCUGCCCGUACAAAAGUAUAUUACCUAGGGUAUAUAGUCACCUACUUCUCGCUGCCCGUACAAAAGUAUAUUACCUAGGGUAUAUAGUCACCUACUUCUCGCUGCCCGUACAAAAGUAUAUUACCUAGGGUAUAUAGUCACCUACUUCUCGCUGCCCGUACAAAAGUAUAUUACCUAGGGUAUAUAGUCACCUACUUCUCGCUGCCCGUACAAAAGUAUAUUACCUAGGGUAUAUAGUCACCUACUUCUCGCUGCCCGUACAAAAGUAUAUUACCUAGGGUAUAUAGUCACCUACUUCUCGCUGCCCGUACAAAAGUAUAUUACCUAGGGUAUAUAGUCACCUACUUCUCGCUGCCCGUACAAAAGUAUAUUACCUAGGGUAUAUAGUCACCUACUUCUCGCUGCCCGUACAAAAGUAUAUUACCUAGGGUAUAUAGUCACCUACUUCUCGCUGCCCGUACAAAAGUAUAUUACCUAGGGUAUAUAGUCACCUACUUCUCGCUGCCCGUACAAAAGUAUAUUACCUAGGGUAUAUAGUCACCUACUUCUCGCUGCCCGUACAAAAGUAUAUUACCUAGGGUAUAUAGUCACCUACUUCUCGCUGCCCGUACAAAAGUAUAUUACCUAGGGUAUAUAGUCACCUACUUCUCGCUGCCCGUACAAAAGUAUAUUACCUAGGGUAUAUAGUCACCUACUUCUCGCUGCCCGUACAAAAGUAUAUUACCUAGGGUAUAUAGUCACCUACUUCUCGCUGCCCGUACAAAAGUAUAUUACCUAGGGUAUAUAGUCACCUACUUCUCGCUGCCCGUACAAAAGUAUAUUACCUAGGGUAUAUAGUCACCUACUUCUCGCUGCCCGUACAAAAGUAUAUUACCUAGGGUAUAUAGUCACCUACUUCUCGCUGCCCGUACAAAAGUAUAUUACCUAGGGUAUAUAGUCACCUACUUCUCGCUGCCCGUACAAAAGUAUAUUACCUAGGGUAUAUAGUCACCUACUUCUCGCUGCCCGUACAAAAGUAUAUUACCUAGGGUAUAUAGUCACCUACUUCUCGCUGCCCGUACAAAAGUAUAUUACCUAGGGUAUAUAGUCACCUACUUCUCGCUGCCCGUACAAAAGUAUAUUACCUAGGGUAUAUAGUCACCUACUUCUCGCUGCCCGUACAAAAGUAUAUUACCUAGGGUAUAUAGUCACCUACUUCUCGCUGCCCGUACAAAAGUAUAUUACCUAGGGUAUAUAGUCACCUACUUCUCGCUGCCCGUACAAAAGUAUAUUACCUAGGGUAUAUAGUCACCUACUUCUCGCUGCCCGUACAAAAGUAUAUUACCUAGGGUAUAUAGUCACCUACUUCUCGCUGCCCGUACAAAAGUAUAUUACCUAGGGUAUAUAGUCACCUACUUCUCGCUGCCCGUACAAAAGUAUAUUACCUAGGGUAUAUAGUCACCUACUUCUCGCUGCCCGUACAAAAGUAUAUUACCUAGGGUAUAUAGUCACCUACUUCUCGCUGCCCGUACAAAAGUAUAUUACCUAGGGUAUAUAGUCACCUACUUCUCGCUGCCCGUACAAAAGUAUAUUACCUAGGGUAUAUAGUCACCUACUUCUCGCUGCCCGUACAAAAGUAUAUUACCUAGGGUAUAUAGUCACCUACUUCUCGCUGCCCGUACAAAAGUAUAUUACCUAGGGUAUAUAGUCACCUACUUCUCGCUGCCCGUACAAAAGUAUAUUACCUAGGGUAUAUAGUCACCUACUUCUCGCUGCCCGUACAAAAGUAUAUUACCUAGGGUAUAUAGUCACCUACUUCUCGCUGCCCGUACAAAAGUAUAUUACCUAGGGUAUAUAGUCACCUACUUCUCGCUGCCCGUACAAAAGUAUAUUACCUAGGGUAUAUAGUCACCUACUUCUCGCUGCCCGUACAAAAGUAUAUUACCUAGGGUAUAUAGUCACCUACUUCUCGCUGCCCGUACAAAAGUAUAUUACCUAGGGUAUAUAGUCACCUACUUCUCGCUGCCCGUACAAAAGUAUAUUACCUAGGGUAUAUAGUCACCUACUUCUCGCUGCCCGUACAAAAGUAUAUUACCUAGGGUAUAUAGUCACCUACUUCUCGCUGCCCGUACAAAAGUAUAUUACCUAGGGUAUAUAGUCACCUACUUCUCGCUGCCCGUACAAAAGUAUAUUACCUAGGGUAUAUAGUCACCUACUUCUCGCUGCCCGUACAAAAGUAUAUUACCUAGGGUAUAUAGUCACCUACUUCUCGCUGCCCGUACAAAAGUAUAUUACCUAGGGUAUAUAGUCACCUACUUCUCGCUGCCCGUACAAAAGUAUAUUACCUAGGGUAUAUAGUCACCUACUUCUCGCUGCCCGUACAAAAGUAUAUUACCUAGGGUAUAUAGUCACCUACUUCUCGCUGCCCGUACAAAAGUAUAUUACCUAGGGUAUAUAGUCACCUACUUCUCGCUGCCCGUACAAAAGUAUAUUACCUAGGGUAUAUAGUCACCUACUUCUCGCUGCCCGUACAAAAGUAUAUUACCUAGGGUAUAUAGUCACCUACUUCUCGCUGCCCGUACAAAAGUAUAUUACCUAGGGUAUAUAGUCACCUACUUCUCGCUGCCCGUACAAAAGUAUAUUACCUAGGGUAUAUAGUCACCUACUUCUCGCUGCCCGUACAAAAGUAUAUUACCUAGGGUAUAUAGUCACCUACUUCUCGCUGCCCGUACAAAAGUAUAUUACCUAGGGUAUAUAGUCACCUACUUCUCGCUGCCCGUACAAAAGUAUAUUACCUAGGGUAUAUAGUCACCUACUUCUCGCUGCCCGUACAAAAGUAUAUUACCUAGGGUAUAUAGUCACCUACUUCUCGCUGCCCGUACAAAAGUAUAUUACGCUUGUUAGGAUGAAGAUGUUAAUAGUUGCUUUUACUGACACACUAUUUGAUUAAAUAGCCAAUCUUUUGACAAGAUGUUGAUUAAAUUAAUAUUUUCUCAACAGGUAUAUACAACUUGAAAAUAAAUGUUCUGUUUCGAAAUCACGGACAAGUUCUCACUGUAUUCAUCAUUGAAAGUUUUUUAGUGUUUGA